Molecule: messenger RNA, 2317 nt
Organism: Triticum aestivum (bread wheat)
Lineage: Eukaryota; Viridiplantae; Streptophyta; Magnoliopsida; Poales; Poaceae
Exons: 2
Coding region: 202-792 (196 amino acids)
Source: RefSeq, a predicted model, not a curated record
UCUUUCUCCCCAAAUCGUUUCCCACAAAAACUUGGCGGCGGCGGCGGCGCCCACUCCACCCCUUGGCUCCCAUCCAGCUCCACCGCGGCCGUGCUUUUCCCCCCUCCACGGCCUCCUGGGGCGCUCCCCGUCAUGGCCGGUGUUGCAAGGGGGAUGGGGCGGGGUGAUGGCGACGGAGAUGGCAAGCCGUGAACUGUAGGGAUGGCUAUCGUCGCCGGCGUUCGUGGCGCGGGUCGUGCGUCUAUCACCGUCGGUCAAGGCAGAGGGGAUGUGUUCCUUCAUGGCCAACCGAGCAGAUCCGGAGGUAGAGGUCAUGGCAAUGGCAGUGCGGCCAUCCCCGUCGACCGUUCGUCAGGAGGAGGACAAUCCACAGGAUUCACGGAUGACAUCAAUCGGAGCAGAUAUGCCACCGGCGGGGCUCGUUAUGGUGGCAUAAGCAGAGGCCCGGAGGUUCCAUUGCCAAUUCCAACACCAAAGAAAGGUAAUGCAAAUGAUGUAACAAAUAUAUGGUGUCAUGGAAAAUCGUUGGAAGGAAAUGCAUGGUCUUGUUCUUAUUGUGGGGUUGUUAAACUUGGUGGGGGUGCAACCCGAUUCAAGUUGCAUCUAGCAGGACUGGGCUCUGAGUGUUACUCUUGCCUGAGUGCGCCUCAUCAUGUAGUUGCUGUUUUUCGGAAAGGCAUUCCGGAGGGAAUUGAUAGGAGGAGGAAGGCCAAAGAAGGAAAGAAAAGAGUAGUAGAUGAGGUCAACCAUCUGAACAAUCUAGAUACAUCAAUACAUAUUGAUUGUGAAUGAGGACGAUGAGAUACUACGACAGAGCCUACAGAAUUCAUUACAUGAAGAUCAUGGGAGAACUAGUGGUGUUAGAGGAACUGUAGGCAGCUCAGGGGGUGUCAAAGGGAGCAGCUCAGGUGGUGUCAAAGGGAGCAGCUCAGGUGGUGUCAAAGACUUCUUUAAUGUUGAUUUGGCAUAUAGCAGGACUAGGCCGCAGCAGACAAUGGAGGUGUGUAUUAACAAGGCGGAAUAUGAAUCAAGGAUUGGGAAGGCUUGGGCCAAAUGGUUUCACGCUAAUGACAUCCCUGGGCACAAAGCCAAUUGUCCAUAUUUAGAAAGGAGCCGUGAAAUUGACUCAAGACCUUGGCAAAGGGGUGCCUGCCCCUAAAGGAAUAGAUAUUGAUGGAAUUUAUUUGAAUUCCAACUAUGAAGAAUUGCAGCAGUAUGUGGCCAAGUUCAAAGACGAUUGGCCCACCUAUGGUGUUACUAUCAUGUCAGAUUCGUGGACCGGCCCUUCUCGGAUGAGCAUUAUAAACUUUAUGGUGUUCUCCAACAGGCGUAUGUAUUUCCACAAAUCUGUUAAUGCCACUGGACACAUGCAAAACUCUAAGUUUGUUUAUGAGCACAUUAAAGAAGUGGUCGAAGAGAUAGGGCAGGAACAUGUUGUCCAGCUUGUGACCGACAAUGGCUCUAACUUCAAGAAAGCAUGUCUUGAUCUUGUCGUCGAUUUCCCACACAUCACAUGGCAGCCAUGUGCGGCUCACACAAUUAACCUCAUGUUAAAGGAGAUGGGAUGUUUUCCUGAGAUUAAUACAAUGGUCAACAGUUGUAAGAGAAUCUGUAGAUUCAUGUACAAUCAUUCAACUUUGCAUGCUGAAAUGCAGAAGCACAUAGGUGGAGAGUUGGUGUGACCGAAUGCAACAAGGUUUGGAACAAACUUUAUGUUCCUAGAAAGCUUUUGGGAUAAGCAAGAGAAAUUCAAGGUGUGGAUGACAUCUCCCGAGUGGAAAAAUAGUUCAUGGAGUUCCGAGGUUGAUUAUGACUACACAUAUGAUUGUUUGACAAGUAGGAAAUGGUGGGAUGACGUGAAGAUGGUGUUAGAUGUAAUCGGCCCAAUGUAUACAAUACUUCGAUAUGCUGAUUCACAGAAGCUUGGGUCACUUUCUGGAUUUAUGACAAAGAUGAUGCAGGCUAGGCAUCACUUGAGUUCUUCUUUUCCUGAAGAAUCUCUAGACCAACAGAAGUACCCAAAGGUGGUCGACAAAAGGGUCGAGCAUUUAUACCAAAAUACAUUUAUGGUUGCAGGUAAUAGUUCUUGCUGCCAUACUGAUGUUAUUCUUGCUGCCAUAGUACUGCUAUUCCUGCUGUCGUAGUAUUGUCGCUGCCAUAUAGUUCUAUACAACAUGCUAAUUAUUCUUAUUGCUAUCAUACUUAUAUUGUCGCUGCCACGAAGUUCUUGAUGCCCUGCUAUUUUUCCUUGCUGCCAUGGUAAUAGUUCUUGCUCCAUAGUUUUGUUAUCCCUGCUGCCAUAGUAUUGUUGCUGCCA